Molecule: messenger RNA, 933 nt
Organism: Capronia epimyces CBS 606.96
Lineage: Eukaryota; Fungi; Ascomycota; Eurotiomycetes; Chaetothyriales; Herpotrichiellaceae
Product: solute carrier family 25, member 46
Exons: 2
Coding region: 1-933 (310 amino acids)
Biological process (GO): transmembrane transport
Source: RefSeq, a predicted model, not a curated record
AUGGCUACGACAACUGGCGCAUUCAUUGCCGGCGGCAUUGCAGCUUGCGGCGCCGUGACCGCAACCCAUCCUUUCGAGACGGUCAAGAUCAGAUUACAGUUGCAAGGAGAAUUGCAAGCUAAAGAAGUGGCAGUAAAGAACUACAAAGGGGUGUUCCAUGGCGUUGGAGUCAUCUUGAGGAAUGAAGGAUUGAAAGGCAUCUAUCGAGGAAUCGGCAGCGCAUACAUCUACCAGAUUCUCCUAAAUGGCUGCCGUUUAGGAUUUUAUGAGCCGCUAAGAGCUGCCUGCAGCAAUCUGGUUUUCAAAGAUCCCAAUGUCCAGGCACUCUCAGUCAACAUUUUCUCCGGAGCGACCUCAGGAAUUCUCGGAGCAAUGGCUGGCUCUCCCUUCUUCCUUGCCAAAACUCGGUUGCAAUCUUAUUCACCUUUCUUUCCAGUUGGGACUCAGCAUAAGUAUCGCAACGCGCUCGACGGCUUGACCCAAAUCUACAAGGCAGAGGGCGUGAAAGGUCUCUACCGCGGUAUGGGUGCUUCGAUGGUCAGGACCGGUGCUGGAAGCUCCGUCCAGCUGCCCACAUAUUUCUUUGCAAAGAGAAGGUUGAUACGGCACGCGGGUAUGGAAGAUGGGCUGGCAUUGCACCUCCUGAGUUCGACGGCAAGCGGCUUUGUGGUUUGCUGCGUGAUGCAUCCUCCGGACACUGUUAUGGCCAGAUUGUACAACCAGCACGGCAAUCUUUAUAGCGGCAUUUUUGAUUGUCUAUGGAAGACCAUCUCGACUGAGGGUGUGCUUAGCGUCUACAAAGGAUUUACUGCGCAUCUUGCUCGAAUCUUACCCCACACCAUCCUUACCCUCACCUUAGCAGAGCAGACGAACAAACUGGUACGGGGGAUUGAGACGAGAAUUUUGCCAAAAUCCCUGGAAGAAAAGUUAUGA